Molecule: messenger RNA, 5589 nt
Organism: Podarcis raffonei (Aeolian wall lizard)
Lineage: Eukaryota; Metazoa; Chordata; Lepidosauria; Squamata; Lacertidae
Gene: ATP8B3
Product: ATPase phospholipid transporting 8B3
Exons: 28
Coding region: 1-3696 (1231 amino acids)
Biological process (GO): phospholipid translocation; Golgi organization
Cellular component (GO): plasma membrane
Molecular function (GO): ATP binding; ATPase-coupled intramembrane lipid carrier activity; ATP hydrolysis activity
Source: RefSeq, a predicted model, not a curated record
AUGCCAGCCGGGCGCAGGAGAGGUGAAAGGAGAUACCUUACACCUGGCUGGAAAGGAUUUCUCAUCCGAGGAACAGGGACCAAAAUGGCCGUCCAGGAUGACUCCAAAUCUCAACAAGAUUUCACCUGGAUCGUGAAGGCGAACGACAGGGCAUACCAUGAGCAGUUCCACACGACCUACGCCUGGUGUCUGAAGAAGAAAAAAUACGCUGGCAACGGCAUCAAGACGGCCAAGUAUAACGUCCUCACUUUCCUCCCGCUCAACUUGUACGAACAGCUUCAUCGGCUGGUUAAUUUAUACUUCAUCUUCAUUAUCCUCCUGCAGACUGUCCCCCAGAUCUCCACGCUUCCGUGGUUCGCUCUCCUCUUCCCCCUCACGCUCCUGCUUUCCAUCAGAGGUGUCCGAGACCUGAUUGAUGACAUUGGCCGUCAUCAUAGCGACUGGGAGAUCAAUAGCCGCCCCUGCGAGAUUUUGACGGGGAAAAGUUUCAUCCAGAAGAAAUGGCGGGAUAUCUGCGUGGGUGAUAUCGUCUGCCUCCGUAAGGACAGCAUUGUGCCUGCGGACCUCCUCUUGCUCUCCAGCACAGAGCCAAACAGCCUCUGCUACGUGGAGACGAUGGACAUUGACGGAGAGACCAACUUGAAGUACCGGCAAGCUCUCUUGGUGACGCAUGAGCAGUUGACCAACGAUAGGAGCAUGGCUGACUUUGACGGGGUAAUCACUUGCGAGGAGCCGAACAGCCGGAUGCACAGUUUCGUGGGGACUUUGGAUUGGCGCGGAGAGAAAUAUUCCCUCGACAGUGAGAAAGUUUUGUUGCGGGGCUGCAAGGUGCGCAACACAGAGGCCUGCUACGGCCUCGUCAUCUAUGCAGGCUUCGAUUCCAAAAUCAUGAAAAACUGUGGGAAAAUCAAGUUGAAGAAGACCAAACUCAGCCAUCUCAUGGAUCGCCUGGUGCUACUGAUCACCAUCUCACUCUUCCUCAUCUCCUUCGGCCUGGCGGUUGGAUCCGGCGUCUCUGCCGAGAGGUUCCAGGAACAGCACGUCUACCUCUUUGCUUUCUACAGCACCACCAGCUCCAUCCAAUACGCCUUCUUUGCCUUCUGGGGGUUCCUCAUCCUCCUCAGCCUCGUCAUCCCCAUGUCUAUGCUCAUCACGUUCGAAUUCAUAUACCUGGUCAACAGUUGUUUCAUCAACUGGGACAGGGAAAUGUAUUACGCCCCAAAGGACAUGCCAGCGAAAGCUCGGAGCACCAGUCUGAACGACCAGCUGGGGCAGAUAGAAUACGUCUUCUCGGAUAAGACGGGGACGUUGACCCAGAACAUCAUGACCUUCAAGAAAUGUUGUAUCAACGGGGUGAUAUACGGUUCGCAGAACAGCGCUCAAGACAAGUCCAUGGAGACUGAUUUGAAGUGGAACAAGUACUUGGAUAGUAAGCUGGAAUUUUACGACCAGCAGCUCCUAGAAACCAUCCUGCGAAAUGACGACCCCAUGGUGAAGGAAUUCAUGCGGCUCCUGGCAAUCUGCCACACCGUCAUGGUGGAGGAGAAAGAAAAUCAGCUGGUCUACCAAGCUGCUUCACCGGACGAGGAAGCCCUGGUGACCGCGGCCAGGAACCUGGGCUACGUCUUCCUGUCUCGAACGCAGGACACGGUCACCAUCAGCGAGCUCGGGGUGGAGAGAACCUACAAGGUGCUGGCCCUUCUGGACUUCAACAGCGUCCGCAAACGGAUGUCCAUUGUGGUGCGGGACCCUGAAGGCCAUAUCAAACUUUACACUAAAGGGGCAGAUACUGUGAUCCUUGAGAGACUCCACAGACAGCGUGCGACUGAAGGAUGCACCGUCAAGGCUCUGGACACUUUCGCGGCCGAGACCCUGAGGACUCUGUGCGUGGCGACGAAAGAUGUGGAUGAGAGCGAGUUUUCCCUGUGGAGUAAGAAACAUCAUGCUGCCAGCGUCUUGCUGCAGAAUCGAGCCCAAGAAUUGGACAAGGUUUACGAGGAGAUCGAGAAGGAUCUCAGGCUCUUGGGGGCCACGGCUAUCGAGGACAAACUGCAAGACGGGGUUCCUGAAACCAUUCAGCUUCUCAAAAGGGGAGACAUCAAAGUGUGGGUGUUGACGGGAGACAAGCAAGAGACUGCUGUCAACAUUGGCUUUGCCUGUCGACUUCUCACGGACGACAUGACUAUUCUGGAGGAGAGCGAAAUCAGCGAGAUCCUGGAGCCAGGCUGGUACAGCAACAGCAGCUUAGCUAGUAGUGGAGAAGGCCUCUGCAAAGAAAAGUCAUUUCUAUCUUUCCCGGCCUCCCUGCCGCAUGGCAAAAAAGCAUUGGUGGUCACCGGAGACUUCCUGGAUAAAAUCUUCCACACAGAGGGAUCGACCACGGAGGAGCAGAACCUGAGCUGGCGCCAGCGCUUAGGCUGCUGCCGCGACAGAACCAAGAAGGACCAGGAGAAUGCGAUGGAAAAAGCCUUUGUGGAACUGGCCACCACCUGCCAGGCCGUGAUUUGCUGCAGGGUGACUCCCAAGCAGAAAGCCCUCAUCGUUCAGAUGGUCAAGCGCCACAAGAAAGCCAUCUCCUUGGCCAUUGGAGAUGGGGCCAAUGACGUCAACAUGAUUAAAACUGCCGACAUUGGGGUCGGGAUCAGCGGACAGGAAGGGAUGCAGGCUGUUCAGUGCAGCGAUUAUGCCCUGGCUCAGUUCCGCUACCUGGAACGACUCCUCUUUGUCCACGGCCGGUGGUCCUACCUCCGCAUCUGCAAGUUCCUGCGCUACUUCUUCUACAAGACCUUCGCCGGCAUGAUGGUGCAGAUCUGGUUUGCUUUCUACAGUGGCUUCACAGCGCAGCCUCUGCUGGAGGGCUGGUUCCUUGCCCUCUACAAUGUCUUCUACACUUCGUACCCCGUGUUGUGCAUGGGCUUGUUUGAACAGGACGUGAGUGCCAAGAAAAGUUUGCAAUUCCCCGAGCUCUACAAAGCAGGUCAGAAAGACCGCUUUUUCAAUUUCCGAAUCUUCUGCCUCUGCUUCGUUCAUGGCUCCUUCGUCUCCUUGGCGAACUUCUUCAUCACUCUUUGGGCCAUGGGAGACCAUUCUGGCACCCACGUCGUCGGCGACUACCAGUCCUUUGCCAUGGUAAUAGCAACCGCUGCAAUAUUAACCGUCAUUGCCGAGAGCAUGAUGGAAGUCAAAUUCUGGACCGUCUUGACCGUGUUGGCUAUUGUCGUCAGCAUCGGUUUCUACUGCCUUUUCUCCUAUAUAACUCAAAGCUUUCAAGCCUUCAAGACGGCCCCUGUAGCUUUCCAGUUUCCAGCUGCCACCAAGAAUGCGCUGACAGACCCACUGUCGCUCUUUGUGGUCCUGCUCUGCGUUGUGGUGAACACGAUCCCCUCCCUCACCUUCCGUUUUGUGCGGAGUUUUGCGGGACCCACAACCAUGUCGGAGGUGCUGCAAGCCCGGGACAUGCAGGAGAAGCAAAAGGCAGUGGAACUGACCUCUCACAUCCGAAGGAACUCGCACCUGAGACGUUCCAGCUAUGCUUUCUCUCACAAGGAAGGUUACGCAUACCUCAUCUCCAGAGGUGCUAGUCUACGGAGCAAGGGCCCCCGAGUCCGCAGCCAGCUGAACGGCUUUGGCGGCAGCCCCAAAUACACCCCCUCUGCAGAUGGUGCCUCUGAUGAGAAGAAAUUCCAUCUCUGUUGACCAGGAGAAGAACAAGGCUUUGGUGUGUGUGUGUGUGUGUGUGUGUGUGUGUGUGUGUACCAGUAGCCAUAGGGACCAGUGUCGGAUAAUCUCCAUCCCCUUGGCAUCCGAAGAGGGCUCCCGAGACUGGAAGCGCAGCCCGCAGGAGAUCGCAGCUCUGAGUUCGAAUCCCGGCACACCGGACGUUCCCUUGCGCGGAAACUGCCGCCGUUCUCGCACGGGCGCCGGCAGACGUUGAGCGGUGACUCUGCUAUGCUCUCGCACCGUAACUGUGGUGUGAAAGAAGACGUCGACGUUGCAAAUACCCUCUGAAACUUUAUUCAGAAAGCAUUCCAAUCGACAACCACGGGUGCCUGAUUCUUAUGGUUGUUUUUUUAAUUCAGAGGCACCGAAUUCAGAGGCGCCGGCAGAAAGGAGAGCCCUCUAGCAAAGUGGGGCUUAUCCCAUUCACUUCUGAGCACAGGGGUCAACUCCUAGGGGCCAAUGGAUAUUUGCCCCCCUCAAAAAAAAAACAAUGUUUGAGGAGGCUGGGCCCAGCAAAGUUGAUGUGCCUUGCUAUUCAAAUGGUGUGUGUGCACCUCAUCAUGUGAUUGAUUAUUCAGGGAGGGGCUUGCCUGCCCCCCAAUAUUUUAUUCAAGUUGGCCCCCCUGUUUCUGAGCGCCCUUCCAGGGGAUACGUACCAGCAGCGGCCGGAACUAGAGGCAAGUGGACAGAGCCUCAAAUGUAAACUUUAACCUUCGACCCGUAGGCCAGUUUCUGCAAGCCCUCGCACACCCCUCUCUAUCCUCUAGCCAAAGAAUCAAAGUAUUGUACAGUUGGAAAGAACACCCCAAAGGGCAUCUAGACCAACCCCUUGCAAAUGCAAGAAUCGCAGGAAUUAUGUUUGUGCCAAAAACACCUCUUAAGAACACGAGCAUGGACUUCCCGGGGUCCUCUUGAACCCGGCACCCUGUUUCAACAAUGACCAACUCCAAGUGUUUUUCUGGGAAUCGCACAGCCAGGACUCCGAAGCUGACACACAGCCGCCGUCGCUGGCUGGUAGACUGUCUCCGAAUUUGGAGGUCCAGCCCAGCUGUCAUUCCUAACCCAAUAAGAGCCCUGAUGGAUCCGACCCGAGUUCUGUCUAAUCCAGCGUUCGGCUCCAAACUGCCGGGUGUCUGGGAGAAGCUCGCAAAUGGACUGCGAGGGCCACUAGCCUGCCUAAGUUGCUGGACCUCAUCACCUGAUGCUUGGAGGUAGACUGCCCCUAUAGCUGGGCUUUGUAUGUCCAGCAGCUUUCAAUACAGUGAUGCCUCUCAAGAUGAAAAGAAUCCGUUCCGCGAUUCUCUUCGUCUUGCGGUUUUUUCGUCUUGCAAAGCAAGCCCAUUAGCAGCUUAGCGGAUUAGCGCUAUUAGCAGCUUAGCGGGCUUAGCGGGUCAGCUGAUAAGCGGCUUAGCGGCUUAGUGGAUCAGCUGAUAAGCGGCUUAGCGGCUUAGCGGAUCAGCUGUUAAGCGGCUUAGCGAUCAGCUGUUAAGCGGCUUAGCGGAUCAGCUGAUAAGGGGCUUAGCGAUCAGCUGUUAAGCGGCUUAGCGGCUUAGUGAUCAGCUGUUAAGCGGCUUAGCGGAUCAGCUGUUAAGUGGCUUAGCGGCUUGGGAAAGGGGGGGGGAGGAAAAAAACCCUGCAGGAACUCGCAAGACAUUUUUGUCUUGCGAAGCAAGCCCAUAGGAAAUUCGUUUUGCGAAGCACCUCCAAAACGGAAAACCCUUUCGUCUAGCGGGUUUUCCGUCUUGCGAGGCAUUCGUCUUGCGGGGCGCCACUGUAUGUGCCUGGCUGUGCUUGAAGGUAUUUUUAAGCACCGCAUCAUAAUUUCCAGGGGGGCUCUUUUCCUCUGCAACAUUAGUUGUUUUCAAUCAU